Messenger RNA from Vespa crabro (European hornet), 1021 nucleotides. RefSeq lists its product as uncharacterized. Gene Ontology annotation, molecular function: N-acetyltransferase activity. Bases 248 to 1021 code for a protein of 257 amino acids. The record is from RefSeq and is a predicted model, not a curated record. The transcript is spliced from 4 exons. Lineage: Eukaryota; Metazoa; Arthropoda; Insecta; Hymenoptera; Vespidae.
UUACAUUGUCGAUCUAUUUAAAAAUUAGUUGAGUAACAGAAUAGAUUUUCUCUGGGUUCUGUCGAUAAAAUAGAAAAUAUUAAAUUUCGAUUGAUCUAUCGAGUACUGCAUACCUGUUUGAUUCAAACCUAGCUGCGUUACUGUUCUCGACAUGGAUGACAGAUAAAUAUUGAAGUAUCGUCUGCAUUGUAUGUAAACAGAAAUAAAUUAUUACGAUUCUGUAUUUCUACAACAUUUAGCCAAUAUUAUGACGUUCCCACAGGCACAUCAAGCAGAAUUAAUUGCACUUGCUGAUUUAGCAGGAAUUACUACGACUCCUGGUGUUUUUCGAUCUGUCCAAGAACGGCUUCUGAAGAGACAUUUAAUAUUUUGGAUGCACAACCUGAGGAGGAUGAAAAAUCUGAAAAAUCUUGAUGGUGUGCUUACGGAGCUGAUUGUAGUAUACAUUAUAACAUAUAUAAACUUUUGGAUUGAUGCUGAAAAGGCUCAAAAAGAAGUAUCUCAGAUUUCACGGAUUUACAUGUCAGAUAAUUCUUCUCAUUUUUGGGUAGCGGAAUUAUAUGAAGAUUAUUCAUUAAAUCGUCAGGAAAGAGAUCAGCGAUAUAAAUUCAUGACAAAGGAAAAAUUUAAUCAAUCUAAUAUUAAUGUAUCUAAAUAUGUUAAAAAAAUUGUUGGUACUAUUGGAUUGUGUAAAAAUAAUAAAUUACAAAAUUCUGGUUGGAUAAAAAGAUUAUGUGUUCAUAAAAACUAUAGAAGGAAAGGCAUAGGAAUAAAUCUCGUGAAUGUAGCUCUGGAGUAUGGCAGUCAACAAAAAUAUAGAUGUAUUAAUGUGAUCAUUUCAGUACAUAGAAAAGCGGCUAGAGAAUUAUUUAUUACAAAAAAUUUUGAAAUCUAUUCGCAUCAUAAAAAACUUCAUAGAACAUCAGUGACACUAUCAUUUAUUGAAUUAACAUAUCAAUUGAGAUAUAUUAGUAAUGAUGAAUUCUUUGCUACAGAUACAAUUUAUGCACAGACACUUUGA